GAGACUAGGUUGCAACAGUUGGAGGCCGGCCUUGCAGAGGUUCGCCGCGGCCAUCAGGCGGUGACACAGCAGCUUGCCCAUACCCAGGCGGCAGUAGAGCAACAGGUGGACAUGGUCAAAGGCGACCUCAGCACUUUCGCAGUCGAGUUCCGCGCCCAGCUCCAGGCCAAUGCUGAGUCCCAGCGUGUUGCACAGGUUGCUCACCAACAGCAGUUUCAGCAAGGUCUCGAUGAGAUCAAGGCCCUUUUGGCCUCCUCCCCUCGCCCGCGUGCUCCUCCGGCAGCCAAACGGCCAGCUGAUGACGGCCACGGCAAGAUGGAGCUGGAUAAUGAGCCCUUCACCCAGGACCUCCACUGCCAGCAGUUGGAGCCGAUGUGCUCAUUGCAAGCGAGACCUCGGCAAAUGUUCCACACUGGCUCCGGGCGGGCCAUGCUUCGCAGUUAUGCACUGGGGGUUGCCACCUUCUCCAAGUUGCCGUGCCGCCCUCCCCUGCAAGACUUGCCGGCUGAAAUGCUGAGCAGUUGUAGAAUUGCUGAAUGCUUUGUCCGUCUUCACGGCUUCGAGGUCAAGAUAAUUUCUGUUUACGGGGUCCCGCGCUGCCUUCCUUCUGCCGCGGAGAAAAACAACUUGCUCUUGGCCUGGGCCUUUCAGAGGGCCACCGUUUCCUGUGUUCCCGCGUUGGUGGCUGGGGAUUUCAAUACCAGCCCUACAGAGUUGCCUUCCUGGCAGGCCUUUGCUGACCUGGGGUGGAUUGAGCUUGGUGCUUUUGCAGCCCAGUGUCAUGACGUGCACCUGCCGUGCACAUGUAAAGGAGCCACGAGAUUUGACACUUUCCUCCUGCCUCCGUGUCUGUACCAGUACUUUCAAUCGGCUGAUGUCCUCACAGACAGCCACUUGUUUGAUAGCCAUGCGCCAAUGCGGCUCCGUCUUCAACUACCCUCUCGUGGGGUCCCCCGCUGGAUUUGGCGCCUCCCGCAGUCCUUUGCUGAUUUGGUUGACAAGCCGCAGGCCCUCUCGCCGGCUUAUCAGGCGUCGUCCCAACAGGUCAGGCUAGCAUUUGGGCCAGAGGUGCCCGAAACUUGCGAGGGCGAUAAACUCCGCCUCUGGUCCGCAACGGUUGAGGCUGCUGUCUCUGAUGUGCUCCACAACGCUCAUCUUACUGACCCCGCUCGCAACAGACUCAAAGCACUGCCCAAGCGACAUCGUGGCCGUUGCCGUGAAACUGUGCGUCAACAGGCGGCUCCACCGCACCUUCCUCGCCCCGGGCGACAAGGCGAUCCUGAGGCUUUUGAUGAGGAUACAUCUGUUCUGGGUCGACAGAGACUUCGUCAGUGGCGUCGCUUGCAUACUUUCCUGCAGGGCUUGACCAAGUUUCAGGCCGAUCGCUUUCGUGGUCCCUUGGCCCCCGAUGGCUGGCCCUGUUCUCUUCACCUUGAAUGGCGCGCCAUAUGUCGGGCCGCCGGCUAUGGCAUUUCCUUUAGUGACUGGGUCCUCCAAUGGCCUUGCUUUGUCUUCUUUCCCACAGAGAGGCCCAACCUUGACUAUGUUAGGGACCUCACGUCCUUCGUCAGGUUUGAUGUUGAGGCCCUUCAGCGGCAAAACGUGGCUGUGAAAGCCAAGCUGUUCAAGUUCCGGCUUCACGUGGAUGCUAAAGACUUUGGGGCCGCGCGCAGCUUUGUUCGCGUCAAACCUGCCCAGAAUCCUCCCUUCACAUGUGUCCGCCACAGCUCUGAGCAACAAGUGACCCUGAAAGACCGGCACAACUAUCACCUCUGUACUUUUGCCGCCCGCCACGAGCGCUGGCUCGAGCUCCACAGCCAGGUGUUUUACGCCCAGGUCCCGGGUCAGGUGACUCAGGUUUCUCCCGGUGCUGUCACAGUGUUGUUUGAUACCGCUGAUGACUGCGUGUUGCCUGCAACAGGCCGCCUCUGUCGCUACCAGCAGGACAGCUCAUGGCAAGGCGUGGUGGGUUCUCUAAUGGAGUUCUGGAGCCCGAUCUGGAAUCGGGAUUCCUCCCAACAGGAGGCUGACAUUGCGGCCUGGCCCAAGUUCCAGCAGCUGCUCCAAACAUGUGGGCAACCAGGUUUUGAGGUCCCCGUCGAUCUGCUGGCGGUCGAUGCCUGGCAACAUGUCGCCAGAAAGCUUUCGCCUCGCAAGGCGCGUGGCAUCUGUGGCUGGCACAACGCUGAGCUCCGCAUCUUGCCUCGUGCAGCCCUUUCCGAUUUGGCUUUCAUACUGCACCACAUGUCGCCCUCCGGCUUUCCAGCAUCGCUUCUCAAGGCACGGGUGGCGGUCUUAAGCAAAGUUGCCGCACCGUCUCACGCCGCCCAGGCCCGCCCCAUCACUGUGCUUAGCUGCAUUUAUCGUCUUUGGGCCAGAGUCCUGUGCACACAAGUCCUUGCGGUUUGGAGCUCUAAGCUGCCCCCGGCAAUUUCUGGUUGCCUCCGUGGCCGUUCUGCUUUGGACUUGGCUUAUGCGGUCCAAGCCGAAAUCGAGGCCUGUUUGUUGUACCAAGAGGAUCUUUCCGGUUUGUCAUUGGACCUCCGCAAAGCCUUUAACUACUUGCCACGGGCACCAAUUUGCCAGCUCCUACAGCAUCUCGGCGUCCCGCCUCAUGUCUGUCACUUUUGGCAAAAAUCUUUGGCCAAGGUCUGCCGCACCUUCCAAAUCAACCAGAGCCUGGGCCCGGACCUCCCUUCAACAACCGGCGCCCCGGAAGGAGACCCUACCUCGGUGUUGGCCAUGAUCGCCGUCUGCUGGUGUUUUGUUAGCCUCCUGCAAGGGCUGGUGCAGCCUCGUGCCUACGUUGACAAUUGGUCCUGGACGGCUGACGCCCCUGAUAAUCACGGACCUGCCUUGCUCAUUUUGCAGGACUUGACCGAAAGCCUCUCUCUACAAGUUGAUUGGGCCAAGACAUACGUCUGGGCUCUCCAGAACAGCUCCAAAAGCUGGUGGCGGGCUCACAGCUCCACCUUCGUCCCCUCGGGUGUCCAACUUACGUUGGUGGAUCAAGUUCAGGAGCUGGGCUCCCUUUUCACGUUUGGCCGCAGAACUUGCAGUGGAGCUUUUGGCGGCAAGUGUCAGGCGGCACUUGGUCGUCUUCAGAGCCUUGCCUCUGAUCCACAAGGGCUGCCGGUCCGGGCCAAAAUCGUGCAAAGUGGCAUUUGGCCCUUCCUUUUCUAUGGCACCGAAGCAUGCCUCCCUUCCCGUUCCACAAUUUCCAACCUACGCAGCUCCGCUGCCCGAGCAGUUGUGGGGGAUCAUAAGACAUUGUCUGCCUGGGCUGCACUUUGCUUUUCCCCGGGGGUGCAAGAUCCAGAGGUCUUCCUGCUAUGUCAUCAUCUCAGUCAGCUGCGCAGGUGCUUUGCGAUUGAUCCGGCGACGGCCGAAACAGUUUGGUCUCAGGUCGCAGGCACAGUAUCGAUUCCAGACCGGGCUGUAUGUGGCCCUGCGGGCUCCCUGCAGAAUCUUUUGCACCGCAACGGCUGGACCUUCCACAUCUCAGGUACGUGUCGUGGGCCCUUGCACCAAGCCUUCAACAUACGGCUCACCAGCAUCAAGGGCAUCCGCAGCGCCGUCUGUGCUGCAUGGGCCGAUACGGUUCACGACAACAUAUGCCAUCGGAAUGGCCUGCGCUUUGCACCGAUGCCUUGCCCGUCUGAGACACAAAAGGUUUUUGCCAAGUUUAGGCCGUGGGAGCUUAAGUUCCUUGCCAAGCACUACAGCGGUGGCUUCAUGUCGGGAGCCGAACGCAACACAUGGUCCAGAGAGGAUACUGAGUUUUGCCCGCUUUGCUCGGCUGUGGAUUCCAAGGCCCAUCGCCUCUACAAGUGCCCCGCCCUCUUUGAACAACGAGCUGCUCACCAGGAUACAUUGGAUUGGGUGCAAGAGCACAGGCCCCAUUGGACCCACCUGGCCUACGUUGCCUGGCCUGAUGAGGCCUCCUUACUGCAGCUGUUGUUGCGGCAAAUGGGUCCCCCAGCUUUGCCGCCGCCUCCCGCUCCUGUCGACUGUCUGUGCCUGUUUACAGAUGGCAGUGCGCUUCAAACCAACAAUGUCAUGGGACGACUCACGGCUUGGGCUGUCGUUGCGGCCCCACGCCCCAGCAACGCCCCGGAAAUCCAGCCAUGGCAGCUGGAACCUUCACGCCUCGUCGCUUCAUUUGCCAUUGUCGCACAGGGUUCUCCCGCUGGUGCCCAAACUGUGCCCCGUGCCGAGCUAGCGGCAAUUGCCUGGGCCAACAACUGGUGCGCUCAAUGUCCGGAGCAGGUGGUGGAGCUGUACAGCGAUUGCCAGUCAGCCAUUGAUCUUUGGACUGACUGGACCGUUGCAGGUUGGGAUGCUAUUUCGCGUCGUUGCAAUGCUGACCUACUGCAGCACGCCGUGCCCCGGGCCAACUUGUGCGUUUACAAGGUCAAAGCUCAUCGACAGCAGGCCGAGCUGGCCGACAUGACGGCAUGGGAGCAAUGGCUGACAGCCGGUAAUGAGGCCGCGGACUCCGCGGCCAAAGCAGCAUGCAGCAACAUUCCCUCGCUGGUGCAGGAUACAGCCAGACGCGUGGCCGCAGUAAGCUCCACAGAUUCCCGUUACCUAUACGCUUUUUGCAAAGCCAUUUUGGCCAUUGGUCCGGUUGACGCUCAGCUUCGGAGUGCCGUGCGCACCCGCGUGCAACAGGAAUCGGACGAACAGCAAUGGUCUUCCUUGGCAGUUUUCUUGGAGCGCAUUCGGGAGUGGCGAAUCCCCUCACCGGGGUCCUCGUCCCUACCGGAUAUAUGGGAAGAAAAUUGGGUGGGAUGGACUUUUGGUCCACGGUAUGGGGCCAAACUUCUUGCAUGGAUCGAGCAACUACGGUGGCCAACAGCACCGGUUGAACCACAACAUGAUCAUCACAUCUCUUAUUUUGAGCUUCUGCUGAGCUUUGUUACGACGAUGUCGGUGGUGCCUAUCGUGGAGGACAGCGCGUCCCCCGGCAGGUACUUGCCAGUUACAACUGCUAAUCACCGUCUUCGUCACGUUACACUUCGCAUGCUGACGGAAUGUUUUCGUGCGUCUCUGAAACGUUUAGGAUCCCAACUUGAUUGCGACCUUUUGCGAUUCACUGAAGUCACUGACAUAACUUACAUGCGGCUCCUGCACAUUCCAGCACCGUGUCCAGGUCUUUCGGGUCGGCCCCAGCUACCGGGCAGUGCUUGGUUCGAGCUAUUGCAGGAUGUGGUAGCGGCUGAAUUGCCAGUUUUACGGCUCAUAACCAGAUGUGCCGAUUUUGAGGUGGCAUGA
This is a messenger RNA of Symbiodinium sp. CCMP2456, 5277 nucleotides long. The record is from the annotation of a GenBank genome assembly. Lineage: Eukaryota; Dinophyceae; Suessiales; Symbiodiniaceae.